Messenger RNA from Amphiprion ocellaris (clown anemonefish), 766 nucleotides. Its product is annotated as glyceraldehyde-3-phosphate dehydrogenase-like. The record is from RefSeq and is a predicted model, not a curated record. NCBI's taxonomy places the organism in Eukaryota, Metazoa, Chordata, Actinopteri, Pomacentridae. The transcript has 4 exons. Bases 1 to 504 code for a protein of 167 amino acids. Gene Ontology annotation, molecular function: oxidoreductase activity, acting on the aldehyde or oxo group of donors, NAD or NADP as acceptor.
AUGUCUGGGCGAGAUCGGACCGAUGAAUCCGGUCUGGACCCCCAUGUCUUUGGUCAGCGGCUUCUGGUGUGGAUCUCCUCCGCUGUUGUCCUCCAGGGCCUGCUGCAGCUGCUUCUCCAGUACCUCGUUCCUGCGCUCCAGUUGGUUCACUUUGACCAGGAAGCAGCGGAAGCGCAGGAUCAGGGUCUUCAGCCAGCUGAUUCUAAUACCAGAGCUGUCAUUUUGAAUUCUAACUCUCGUUUUGUUCUUCAGGCCAAGUACGACGACAUCAAGAAGGUCGUCAAGGCCGCCGCAGAGGGCCCCAUGAAGGGAUUCCUUGGAUACACAGAGGACCAGGUUGUGUCCACAGACUUCAACAGCGACCCUCACUCCUCCAUCUUGGAUGCUGGUGCUGGCAUCGCCCUCAACGACCACUUUGUCAAGCUGGUUUCAUGGUACGACAACGAGUUCGGCUACAGCAACCGUGUCUGCGAUCUGGUCCAGCACAUGUUCACCAAGGAGUAAAGUCCUGUCUAGUCGACACUCGUUCCUUCCCAUGAUUCCCUGUUCCUUCACCUGUAACUGGAUGCUGCGUCAUCCGUCCCGGCAGCAAAUCUUCUGACCUUUUUAUAUGAUGCAGUCACCUCUGUUCUGCUCAGCGGUGAGGAUCUUUCAGAUGACGUUCCACCACUGAGCUGGAUUCUGCUGAAUGGUCACGUUGCACCAAACAUGCACAGUGGCUCCUUUGCACUUACAAAGAAAAUAAAGUCCUCAGUUUGUGAAAAGA